This is a messenger RNA of Brassica napus (rape), 8558 nucleotides long. Its product is annotated as histone-lysine N-methyltransferase, H3 lysine-9 specific SUVH7-like. Gene Ontology annotation, cellular component: nucleus. The coding region runs from base 2096 to 5827 and encodes 1243 amino acids. Gene Ontology annotation, molecular function: zinc ion binding; histone methyltransferase activity; protein binding. The transcript has 2 exons. Lineage: Eukaryota; Viridiplantae; Streptophyta; Magnoliopsida; Brassicales; Brassicaceae. The record is from RefSeq and is a predicted model, not a curated record.
UAUUUUUGUCUUUUUGUCUAUACCUAACCUCAUAAGAUUUCACUAUCUCUUAACACUUACAUUAUUUUGAGACAAAACUCAAACACGUACAUGUCCGUAGAAAACUCAAACACGUACAUGUCCGUAGAAAAUGUGUAGUGUUUGUGUAAAGUUGUUCUUUAAGAAACGAUGCUCAAAGAACGAAGAGCAAGGAAUCACAACUGAAUGGGUUGUAUUAUUAGAGUAGAGAAUACGUAUAAUGCUAAUUAGUACAAACCCAUAAACGUCUGUGUUAGGAUAAUAAACCCAAGAACUGCAACAAAUUGAAAAUGAAUAAUAACAAUUUUUUUUUUCAUAAAUGUUAAUAAACACAAUUCAAAUAUUCACUACGGAUGUGGUAGUUCAAUGCCUUGGUGCUAUUGCGCUCCUGGGGUUCGAUCCACUUUGAGAGGGAUACUUUACGCCAUGGACUUUGUCCUCAAGGUAUCAGUGCCUGGUGGAUCUCGGGCCUGAAGAUUAUGGGCCUUGUUCCCGAAACCUCCAGAUAAUCAAAAAAAAAAAAAAUUAAAAAAAAAUAUAUGAUUUUUUUUGGGAGUGCUUAUCCAAACCAUUCAAAUUUCAAAUCUUGACUAAACUGUAUAUAGAUAUGUUGAAAUUUAUUUAUUUUUAAAUUGGAAAGAAAAGAUUUUUUAUGUCUAGGUCAAUUAUUUUUUUGAGUCAAAACUGGUAAAAAUAUGAAUGACAACUGUUAGAUACAAUUAAUAAAAUGAAAUAAAUCUACGGGAUUUUAUGGCUAAAAUUUGUAAGGUGGAGAUGAAUCAAACAUGAUCUAAAGGCCCUUAUUUGUUUUUUAGACAUCAACACAUCAUGCUGAAAUCCUUAUAAAUAGAGACACUCUCAUUAUAUUCUUCUUCACUUCCAAAUAUCAAAGGAUCAUUGUAUUCGGCUACUUCAACCAUAUUUUGUCAGUAAUUUUCUUUUCUGUUUUUUGUUCUACUUUCCUCUAUUUCUUCUUCUUGUCUUUUGAAGCACUUAUCGUUCUUAGUUCUUGCAAUUCAAAUGUACGUGUUAAUUUAUUGUUUUGCUAUUCUUACUUAAUAUUUAGUUGGCGUUGAACUUCUUUCAUAAGCAUGUUUAUGUUUAUUAGAGUGAGACUUAAUUAUUCUUUCUCUCUUUUUUUAAUGUUUUUGUUGAUACAGAAUGUAACUGAUAUUAUAUACUUAUAUAUACACACAUAUUUUUGUAGAUUAUGAUAUAAUGAUCUAUUUUAGUUAUAUCCCUGGUUAAUUUGUUAUAAUAAAUUUGAUUAAAAAAAUAUUCUGGUUGUAUGUGCUGUUGUUUUAAAUUUUAUAAUCUUCAAAACUGAAAAUAAGAAGGUGAAAAAAAAACUAUUUUUAUUACAGCGACUUCACCACAAUUCAGAUCUGAAUAAAUCGUUAUGUGGUUUAAUAAAUAGCAAACAUCUCUCACUCACCUUUUCUGUUUUUCUUUACCCUACUUAUCAUUUCUAAUCAUUUUUUAUUCGUGACUAUAAAGCAUACGAAGAAAAUAAUAAAGUAUUCAUUAUGUGGCAACCCUAGGGUUUAAGCAUAUAAAUUUGGGUUAAUGAAUACUCUACUACAUCACUGCAUAUAGAUUUUCAUCAAGUUCUAUCUACUCUUUCUUUUUCUUUCUAUCUACUCUUUGUUUAUAUAUAUAUUUCUUUGUAAAGUUGAGGGGAUGAGGAAAAAAAAUGUUUUCAUGAAUGAUUUUUAUCAUUUUCUGUCUUAAUAGAUAAAAUUUGAGAAAUGUCGGUGUCUUUAUCGUAAUAUAAUUAAAAGUAUAUAUGCUUAAUUAUAAUUUGAAGGGUCGAUAAACCAUAGUAAAAAAAAUGUUUUGCGUUUUAGAGGAUUAAUAUAUAUUUUGUGGAAGUAUAUCUGUAUAUGUAUAUAUUAUUAUAUCUUACGAAAGUGAAUUAGUGGACUGUUAAUUCAUAUGAUAGUCUUGAGUAUAGACAACCUUUGACAAGGUUCUCAAGCUUCGUAAAACGCGACAUAGAGCUUAUUUUAUUUUUCUUUUUUAAAAGAAUUAUUACGUAUGACAGUCUUUAAUAGAUUUUUUUUGUUUAAUUCUUGCUAUGUUUUAUAUUAGAUUGAUGGUUAUUAACUUUAUAUUAUUCUUUUUUUUUUAUCCACAGCGACAAGAUUUUCUUUUUGCAUUCGACAUGAGUCCAUCUAAGACUAAAGGGCUUAGAAGUUGGAGUGUUGAAUCUGACGAUGAUAACAAUCCCAUUGAAAACAUAUCAUCACCACCAACUUCUCUAAUGGUCUCACCGUUUCGAUUCUUUGAUGAUGAAACCUACUACACAACACCAUAUCUUCCUUCAACAGUCUCAUCCUUUCAAACCAUAAUCGAUGAAGCCAUCUUCGAUGAAACCUACAACCCAACAACAUUUUAUCCUCUAAUAGACUCACCGCUUCGAACCCUUGAUGAUCAAACCUACAACAUAACAUCUCCCUCUACUCUAGAGGUCGGACCUCUUCAAACUGUUGAUGAUGAAAACCAUAACCCAAAAACACCUCCUCCUCCUCUAGAAGUCCCAUCCCUUCCAACCAUUGAUGGUGAAACCCACAAAGCAGAACCACCUCUUCCUACUCUGGAGAUCCCCCUGCUUCAAACUGUUGAUGAUGAAAACCAUAACCCAAAAACACCUCCUCCUACUCUAGAAGUCCCACCCCUUCCAACCACUGAUGGUGAAACCCACAAAGCAGAACCACCUCUUCCUACUCUGGAGAUCACCUUGCCUCAAACUGUUGAUAAUAAUAUUAACCCUCCUCCUCCUCUAGAAGUCUCACCCCUUCCAACCACUGAUGGUGAAACCCACAAAGCAGAACCACCUCUUCCUACUCUGGAGAUCACCUUGCCUCAAACUGUUGAUAAUAAUAUUAACAACACCCCUCCUCCUCCUCUAGAAGUCCCACCCCUUCCAACCACUGAUGGUGAAACCCACAAAGCAGAACCACCUCUUCCUACUCUGGAGAUCACCUUGCCUCAAACUGUUGAUAAUAAUAUUAACAACACCCCUCCUCCUACUCUAGAAGUCUCACCCCUUCCAACCAUUGAUGGUGAAACCGACAAAGCAGAACCACCUCUUCCUCCUCUGGAGAUCACCUUGCCUCAAACUGUUGAUAAUAAUAUUAACAACACCCCUCCUCCUACUCUAGAAGUCCCACCCCUUCCAACCAUUGAUGGUGAAACCGACAAAGCAGAACCACCUCUUCCUACUCUGGAGAUCACCUUGCCUCAAACUGUUGAUAAUAAUAUUAACAACACCCCUCCUCCUACUCUCGAAGUCCCACCCCUUCCAACCAUUGAUGGUGAAACCGACAAAGCAGAACCACCUCUUCCUACUCUGGAGAUCACCUUGCCUCAAACUGUUGAUAAUAAUAUUAACAACACCCCUCCUCCUACUCUAGAAGUCCCACCCCUUCCAACCAUUGAUGGUGAAACCGACAAAGCAGAACCACCUCUUCCUACUCUGGAGAUCACCUUGCCUCAAACUGUUGAUAAUAAUAUUAACAACACCCCUCCUCCUACUCUCGAAGUCCCACCCCUUCCAACCAUUGAUGGUGAAACCCACAAGGAAGAACCACCUCUUCCUACUCUGGAGAUCACCUUGCCUCAAACUGUUGAUAAUAAUAUUAACAAAACCCCUCCUCCUACUCUCGAAGUCUCACCCCUUCCAACCAUUGAUGGUGAAACCGACAAAGCAGAACCACCUCUUCCUACUCUGGAGAUCACCUUGCCUCAAACUGUUGAUAAUAAUAUUAACAACACCCCUCCUCCUACUCUUGAAGUCUCACCCCUUCCAACCAUUGAUGGUGAAACCCACAAGGAAGAACCACCUUUUCCUACUCUGGAGAUCACCUUGCCUCAAACUGUUGAUAAUAAUAUUAACAACACCCCUCCUCCUACUCUCGAAGUCCCAUCCCUUCCAACCAUUGAUGGUGAAACCCACCAAGCAGAACCACUUCUUCCUACUCUGGAGAUCACCCUGCUUCAAACUGUUGAUAAUAGUAUUAACAACACCCCUGCUACUCCUCUAAUGGUCUCAUCGCUUCAAGCCAUUGUACCAUAUGAAACCAACAAAGACUCCAUUGCUGCUGCUGAUGGUCCUAGUUCUGGUGCAAUCAAAAGAAAACGUGGUCGGCCAAGGGGUUCAAAGAACUCAAAGAUGGCCAUAAAAAAGCCGAAACCUUAUGAUUCCAACAGCAAAGUGGUUACGUCUUGCCCAAGUUUUGACACGGGGAUAAGCGAAGCAGAGAGAGAAACAGGAAACAAAGAGGUAGCUGAUUCAGUUCUGAUGCGGUUUGAUGCGGUGAGGCGUCGGCUAUGCCAGCUAAAGUGCUUUAAAGGACCCCUACUUCAAACCGCUCUCGCUAACUGUAAGAAUUUGGGUGUUAGGACUAAUAGGAAGAAAAGAAUCGGCUCGAUUCCUGGAGUAAAUGUGGGUGACAUAUUUUACUUUUGGGGAGAGAUGUCCUUAGUUGGGCUACACAUGCUGAUGGUUGCCGGUAUUGACUAUCUAACUAUCAAAGACGGUGCAACAGAAGGUCCUUUAGCUACAAGUGUGGUAACUUCAGGACACUACGAUGACGAAACAGAAGACACUCAAACUUUAAUUUAUACUGGACAUGGUGGUAAAAUUGGUGAUCAGGAACUUCGAGGAGGAAACUCUGCGUUGAAGGAAAGUAAACUGAAAGGAAAUGAAGUUAGAGUGAUAAGAGGUGAAGAAGAUCCCAACAACAAGGGUAAAAAUAUUUACAUAUAUGAUGGCCUUUACAUUGUGUCAGAUUCAUGGGAAGCUAAAGGAAAAUCCGGGUUCAAAGAGUUCAAGUUCAAAUUGCUGAGAAAACCGGACCAACCUGCUGGUUAUGCAAAUUGGAAGUCAUCUAAAAACUGGAGUAAGUGUACGGAUAAUUCAAGAAAAGGUUUGAUACUUCAAGAUCUUUCAUAUGGAGCCGAGACUUUACCAGUCCCAUUGGUGAAUGAAAUUGAUGAGAAUGACAAGGAGAUGCCUCAAGAUUUCAGCUACGUCAACUCUUCGACGUGUCCAAGUAUGACGAUUGUUCAGAACUAUCAAUCUACCGCAUGCAUCGAUUGUCAUCAAGUUCAGUUAUGCGAAGGUCCAACGUGCAUUUGUGUCCAAAGGAAUGGUGGCGACUUGCCAUACCAUAACCGUAUUCUAGUUUGUCGUAAGCCAAUGGUUUAUGAGUGUGGCGAUAUGUGUCCUUGUCCUCUCGACUGCCACAACAGAGUGACUCAAACUGGUUUGAAAAUUCGUGUUGAAGUGUUUAAGACGGAGAAAUGCGGUUGGGGGUUACGUUCGUUGGAGCCGAUUCGAGCAGGGACUUUCAUUUGUCAGUUGGUUGGUAUGGCUAAGAGAAUACAUGACGUAAACGAGGAUGACGAAUAUGUGUUUGAUUCUUCUCGCGUUUACAACCAGUUCAAGUGGAACUACGAGCCGGAGCUCGUGGGUGAAGAUUGUUGGGACCAAGUCCCUGAAGCUUAUAAGCUUCGAUGGCGAAUGGUUGUCAGCUCGAAAGCGUAUGGAAAUGUCAGCCGGUUCAUGAACCAUAGCUGUUCUCCAAAUGUUAUGUGGCAGCCUGUUGAAUAUGAAGAUUCUCGUCAACCGUGUGUUCGCAUUGCGUUUUUUGCGAUGAAACAUAUACCUCCACUGACGGAGCUGAGGUAUGAUUAUGGAAUGUCUUGUAGAACUGAAGAGGUUGGAGAAGAUGGGAAGACAAUUUUCAAAGGCAAGAAGAUUUGUCAUUGUGGUUCAGUCAAGUGUCAAGGCUCUUUUGGAUGAUUUGGAACCUUUUUUUUAUAUCUUGUUUCCUUUGUUUCUGUUGUUUUUUUUUUAGCUUUCCUGUUAUGGUUAUUGUGGGUUUCUAAACAUUUUAAGCAAUAAUAUUGCCAUCAAUAAAACUUGUUAAAGUUUCUAAACAAUGAUUCAACUUAUACCUCCAAAUUUUUUUUUGUAAAGAAUUCAUAUUCUACUUGUAUUAUUUUUUUCAUUUUUUUUAUCUCCUAUUAUAUAUCAUGAAAAUUCUCAUAUUAUAUAAUAGAGUAUCAAAGUUUAUGUAGUUAGAAUUUUUAUUAUAUAUUAUCCUUUUGGUUUUAUUAUCAGUUAAACGUACAUUAUAAGGCCAUGAUUAAAGCUGAAACCCCACAUGGGGUUUUUUAUUUAUUUAUUUAUUUUUUUUGUCUGAGUAAAAAAAAAAAAUUAAAAAACCAACCAAUCGCGGGUUGCCACGUGUCAAUAGGACCCGCAAACAGUUCAAAAACCCAUCGAACAUCGAUCUUUAUUUUGGCUUUCCUGUAACCGAUUUUUUCCUCUUUGUGGACCCCCCACCUAAAAACCGCACUAAAAAUCUCUUCCCUUCUCCCGAUAAUCCUGCUCUAACAAGGUCCAUAUCAGACCUAAGAGCAUCAUUAGUGGUGCAUUUGUAAUUGAGUUUCUCAAAAAAACAUAUAAUACUCUUUUUUUUCCGACAAUAGGUUUUUUUAAUUGAUAAAACGGGUCAGGUCCAGAGUAUACGGCCCAAGGCCCAACUGCAUAAUCAAAAGGCCAGAGGCCCAAAAGCCAAAAGGCAACAAACGGACCCAUUAACCGGGCCGUCGGCCCAAACAUUAAAAACCCGUACGACGUCGGUCGAGUUACACGUCAAGGAAGCUGGCUGCUGGACACGUGGGAGCAUCUAUGCCAUCAGAACGACACGCGUCGCACCCGCCUCGACUUGACCGUCCCCACCACGACUCACCGCCAGAACCACAUCACCGCAAUUUCAUUUCAUCGGAGCUCAGAACCCACAGAGCCUUCGCCGAAACCAUAUCUGUUCUUCCAACUCUGUCUACCCGUCGGAGAGCUUCAUCGCUCUUCGAAAUCUCAUCCGACAAGGCCAAAACUCUAACACUAGAGAGACAAGCAAGACCCACUCGAUCCAUAAUCGAAACCCAAACUCUAAGAACCGCAACGAAAUACCUAAAGCCGGCGACGCAAAGUUGUUGUAGCCUUCAUCCCCCGGAGACUAGAGCCGACGACGGCGAAGCUGAAGAAACUACCACCUCUCGGAAACAAAAGCCGGCGGCGACGGAGCUGUGGAAGCCUCCAUCUCUCGGAAUCAAAACCCACACUACGAGCGUCUUCACCACGCCAUAACCUCCAAGCAACCGCGUCUUCACUCCAAGAACAGAGACACCACGGAUGGUGGUAGGCCAGAGCUUAGACAAGGCGGACGCCGGAGGUGACGGGGAGGAGACAAAGGCCGGACAAUUUAUGCUGAAGGACAACGAGCUCCGGCGACGGCACGCACGCUCACGCACCGGCCGUACGCCAAACCCAACGCUGAGAUCUACUUUCUCUCUCUUCUCUCUUACUUAUUGGUUCUUCGUUUCAAUGAUCAAUAAACAUAUAAUACUCUUGUUUAACUAUAUAACUAUAUUCUAUUUAUUUUUGUAAUCAUUAAACCAUUAGAAAAUUGCCAGGUGGAAAAGAGUCUCUUUAGGAAAAAUUUGAGUCCCUGCAAGAAGAAUCGAUUGUGUCCUCUCUCUUCCUUUUACAUUUAUUUUCUAUUUAUUUUCUUAAUUUUUAUUAAGGAGAGACUCUUUUAAAAUCACAAGUGCCCUUUCUCUAAUUAAGUCUACAUAUAUACUUCUUAGUUAAAUAUAAAAGAAAACAAAAUGAUCAAAAACCCAACAUAUAUAUACCAAUCUUUUAUAUACUAAAACGCAAGUCGAUUCACUAAUCAAAAUCUGCCACAUCAUUAAAAAAAACUUAAAGUAACAAAACAAAUAAAAUAAAUGAAAAACAAGAGGAUAUACGUCGCACAUUAUGUGUCAAUUCAUAACCAAAAUCAAAUAUAUAUUUUUCACUCCACCUCGCCGACGGUUUACUUUCCAGUUUCCACUUCUCCACGAUCCAACAAUCCCCGAUAACUAACCUUUACUCCAUCAUUUAUAUUCUCUUUCUCUGAUGAUGCUUUAAAAAGAUCUUUUCUCUGAUUCGGUAUUGAACAGAUUUGAUGUGGGCAUGCAACGCUUCUCCUGGAUAAAUUAUUAGUUCAUAUUUUUUUUGAACGUUCUAGCUUAAUCUCUUUGGAUCUCACUCCUUUUCUACUUCUACUAUGAGCCUAUUGCUUUUUCUACUCCUUCCAAGCUUCACUCGCUGACAUGCAAAGUUUUUUUUCCAGGAAAACUCAAGAUUGUUUUCCUUUUCAAAACCAAAAAUCUGCGACCAAGGGGAAAAGGAGAUAUAUCGGAGCAAAGAAAAAAGAGAUGUACGUAUAUCGAAUUAUUUCUCUCUCCCUCUCUUAUGUUAGUCUUCAAUAUAUAACCUCUUUUAUGUUUAGCAAUUGCAUACUUUUAAAAUUGUUUCCCAUUACUAAAAUUAACUUAUGUAGAUUUCAAAAGAUAUAGAAAGAGCAAAUAUAUCUCUACUUAAAAAAGCUACCAGCAAAUUAAUACUUCAAAUUGUUUCGGCACACGGAUUAAACAAACAAUUAAUUUUGUACAUUUCCUAUAAAAAAACACUAUUACCU